GAACCAGCAAGGUGAGCUCCAGAGCCGUGAAAACAGCCGAAACGCGCACUGCGUUUCGCAAGAUGGCGGCGCAAGCGCGGCAAUCCAUGGCUGCGCAGCGCGCUCGAGUGGCGCAGAAUCGCAUGGUCAUUCCAGCGCGGCAGCGGCUCUUGCCAAUGCCCACCUUCGGACGGCAACCUGUCUCCGUGGUGGCUGGGCAAGUGGUUAGCAUGCCAGAGGAUGCUGAUGUGGAGGUGGUUCAAGGACGAAUUGAACGGGGCCCGUGGCAUGAAACGGACCUGGAAAUUCCAGACAAUCUUCGCCUGGAACGGGGCAAUACAGGCCAGCUGGUGACCAAGUACAAAGGCUUGGGCCGCACUUUGAUGUUGAACUCCCUCAUCAUCAUUGCCCUGUAUUUCUGCACCAGUGCAGGAUUUUUCUAUUUUUCCAGUGACAUCCCCAGGACUUGCAAUGUGGACUUCAAAGCUAGCUUCAUUUGGCUGGGAAUUUGUGAAGCAGUUCUUGGAUUAACAAUGAUUUGCUUUCUGGGCGUUGCUCACCAAAUGCUUUGGGCGUUGUACCAUGGCGAAAUCGCCCAGAAGUACAGGCUCCAGUGUAGAGAGGAAGAAGCAGAGUCCGAGGAAAGCGACUUUGAAGAGCAGGCAGCGAGCGCCCGGAACUGUCUUCUGUGUCCCCGCUUUGUCUACUGCGUGGCCACGAUCUCAACCUUGAUGCUUUGGCUGAAUGGCGUGUAUCAGGCCAUGAGCGCGAAGGACGAGCUGUGCGGGCAUGCAGCCGAGGAGUUUUGGCUUUUAGCCUUCAUCACCAUGGCAACCACCUGCUAUGCCUCGGUCGAUUCCAGCGGCCGGAGCACGGUCUCUUUGUAGGCGAAACAGACAUUUUACUUGUUACUAGUAGCUUCUUGUUAGAUGCCGUUUGGCAGGUCAUUCUACCAUAUUACCGCCAUUGUUUUCGUGUGAAAGCAGUCCUUACAGCCAUCGCUUGAGAGUCCUAAAAGUCUCAACCAUGGGUGGACCCGAUGUGUUCUCAACCCAGUGAGGUGGUGUGAUACCUAUCGAAGACUAUCCGUUUUGUUGGUAUGCCGGACACAGCACAUACUAUACUCAGCAACAAAAUGGAGUACAGGGGUAUUCUUGUAAUUAUGUGCCGCUUCUUUUUAAACAGUGUUUGCAUCCUUUGCAGUAUUUUGUUUGCAGUGCAGAGUGUCUCAGAGCAGG
Molecule: messenger RNA, 1217 nt
Organism: Durusdinium trenchii
Lineage: Eukaryota; Dinophyceae; Suessiales; Symbiodiniaceae
Source: the annotation of a GenBank genome assembly